GAUUCUUAUUCUUAUGAUAGAAAAUAGGCCAAAUACUAGCCUGCUUGAUUUCAGAUUUCAGUGUUACUUCACUUGUUUGUACCACAGGGUUGAUUCGACUGUAAUAAAGAUAAUAAAGAUUAACAUUCCAUUCCAUAUUUUGAAAAUUGAAAGUGAUUGGCCUAUUAUUAACUUCAAAAUGAGCAAGCAACCAUCGUGUGCAGCUUUUGCAUCAGUUCAAGACAUAGAAACUCCAUGGGAUGUUGCUCUCAGUUCUAAAUACAAGAGGAGUUUUGCCUACAUCACUGCUAAAGAUAGAUGGCCAGUAAUUUUACAAAAAGUUAUUGAUGGCUUGUCAAAUGAAAGAGAGGUGAUCUCAGCUCAAUAUGGAGAGCAAGGUAAAGAAGAUGUGGAGAAUGUGCUCAACUAUUUAUUGAUUUUGAAACACGACAUGACUUCUGACAACUGCUUUAUCAACGUGGUCCAAGGUGUUGACGCUGCUAUUUAUAACAAAUACUUAGACAAGAAGAUGAAGAAUGGAUCUCCAGUCACUUGGUAUAGCACAGAAUGGCUGUAUGCCGAGUGUUACUUGUACCGAAGAAUUAAAGAAGCUUUCCUCUUAAGCAAAACGCUUGGUAACUAUGAUCCCUUCCAUCAACAAAAGACAGAAGCAAUAGAAGAAGCGCUCACUUCCAUGGAAGUCCUUGCAUCUUUCUUGUUGAAUCUAUUUGAAAAUCACCAUCAAAGUUCUGAGAUUGAAUACUUAACUUUCCAACGCAUUCUUAAGCUCUCUCUGUGGUCUAACAAAGCUGAUCUUUCAUUGUCUUGUGGAAACCGUGUUGAAGUUCAAGCCAACCCUCUCAAGGCAGUUGAUGAGUUGAAUGACUUUAUUCUCUCUGAUGAUUCUCAAGCUGUUUGGACCGAGGUGUCAAAAUCGAAGAAUCUUAUUAUAGACAUUGUAUUUGACAACACCGGUGUGGAGGUGAUGACAGACUUAUGUCUCGCCGACUAUCUGACUUCUAUGUACAACGCAGUGAGGGUGAGGUUCCAUUGCAAAGCUAUCCCGUGGUUUAUCUCUGAUGUGAUGGAGAAAGACUUUCACCAGGUGAUAGAGAGACUUUCCAACCACACUCCUGCCUGUCAACAGUUGGCAGCUCGCUGGCAUGACUACUUGGAAAAUGGAAAAUGGACGGUCCACAGUGAUUGUUUUUGGACUUUGCCCUUUUCUUACAACGAAAUGAAGGAGCAAGACCCCAAGCUGCACAGUAUGUUGGCUGAGAGCAGCAUCAUCAUAUUCAAGGGAGAUCUCAACUAUCGCAAGUUGCUUGGAGAUAUCAACUGGAAGUACACAACUCCGUUUCAUGCGGCUCUGAGAGGCUUCAACCCUGCUCCAAUUGUAGCCCUGCGCACCGCCAAGGCAGAUCUGAUAGCGGGUAAAACAGUUUGGAACCCAGGUUGUAUGAACCUGUUUCAGCUAAGGACAAGAACUGGCUUUUGACCGGUAGCUACGGCCUUAUUCAGUUUGACAACACCAACUCCAAAACCACCUAGUCUAAUGGAGACUUAUUGAAUCUCAGCAUUUAAUAACUAUCAGAACAAGCUUUAAUCAAUGUGUUGUGAUUCUACUGUGAUUUUUAAAUAAAAUGUUGUUGACUGUUA
Macrosteles quadrilineatus (aster leafhopper) is the source of this 1638-nucleotide messenger RNA. Its product is annotated as damage-control phosphatase ARMT1-like. Bases 14 to 1477 code for a protein of 487 amino acids. Gene Ontology annotation, biological process: DNA damage response. Gene Ontology annotation, molecular function: phosphatase activity. Gene Ontology annotation, cellular component: nucleus; cytoplasm. The transcript has 9 exons. The record is from RefSeq and is a predicted model, not a curated record. NCBI's taxonomy places the organism in Eukaryota, Metazoa, Arthropoda, Insecta, Hemiptera, Cicadellidae.